Molecule: messenger RNA, 796 nt
Organism: Saccostrea cuccullata (small rock oyster)
Lineage: Eukaryota; Metazoa; Mollusca; Bivalvia; Ostreida; Ostreidae
Product: fibroleukin-like
Exons: 6
Source: RefSeq, a predicted model, not a curated record
AUUGUGGGAUCCCUGUAGAAAUAAUUGAAAAUACCAAAUGGAAUGUACAGGAAUGGGAAGUUCCUGCUGCUGAUUGUAAGGAACUCCGUGAGAAUGGUCACACUGAUUCCGGUGUAUACGAGAUUUACCCUUAUGGUGCCGAUUCCGAUUCAGUCCCAGCCUACUGUGACAUGGAAACAAUGGGAGGAGGCUGGACAGUAAUACAAAAACGAGUAGAUGGAUCCCUGAGCUUUUACCAGAACUGGACGUGGUACAAGACAGGUUUCGGUACACCGGAAGAGAAUGAUUGGAUUGGAAAUGACGUAAUUCAUCAGUUGACAAGGGGAAACAACUCGUCUCUUUAUGUCUCCAUCACUCUCCAGAAUGGUACAAGUCUGUACGAGUUGUACGAAAAGUUCGCCAUAUCUGACGAAACAGAGAAGUAUAAACUUUUUCUGGCGGGACCUACAGCGGGCACACUAGGUGACAGUAUGCUGAACACCGGGGAUGGAACACGUGACUUGUCUGGGAUGUAUUUCUCUACUCACGACAGAGACAACGACAAAUUCAGUUAUAUAAACUGUGCUGCUUAUGGAGGAGGCUGGUGGUUCAAAGCGUGUUACCGCGCCUUCCUGAACGGUCCCUGGUAUUCAGAUAGUUGGAAGUGGCCUUGGUAUCCUUCUGUUGAAUCCGGGUCCUCUAUCAAAAGGACACUGAUGAUGAUCAGGCGGCAUAAAUAGAUGAUGGUUAGAAAGGACUUCAGAAAGGCUUGCGGAACUAUUCCCAUGAAAGAGAUCUUGUACAUCUGGACUGAGAC